AUGUCCCAAAUCGCAUCGCUCGCGGCCGGCGUCGUCGUCGACGCGCGAAUGAGUUCAAAAAGCUCGCGUCUUCGCGUGUCUCUCUCGCGCUCGUCGCCGCAUCGCGGUCGCCGCGCGCGCGUCGCGGUCGCGGCGACGCCGAACGACGCGCUUCGUCGCUCGCAGGCGAUGGAGGCGAUGGCGUCGUGCGUGACGUCGAGCGAUUUGGGGGUCGGGGAGAAGUACGCGGGAAAGGUUCGGGACACGUACGUGAGCGGCGAUACGAUGAUCGCGGUGACGACGGAUCGGCAGAGCGCGUUCGAUCGGCAUUUGGCGUUCAUCCCGUUCAAGGGUGCGGUGCUGAAUCAGACGUCGCAGUGGUGGUUUCGACAGACGGCGGACAUCGUGCCGAACGCGGUGCUGGCGACGCCGGAUCCAAACGUGACGGUGAUGCGACGGUGCGAGGUUUUCCCGAUCGAGUUCGUCGUUCGCGGGUAUCUCACCGGGAGCACAUCCACGUCGCUGUGGACGCACUAUAAGAAAGGGGGUAGAAAUUACUGCGGGAACGAGCUCGCGGACGGGAUGGUGAAGAACCAAAAAUUGCCGAUGAACAUCGUGACGCCGACAACCAAAGAGAAGGAACACGACAGGCCGAUUUCGUUGGAGGACAUAGUGAAGGAGGGAUGGAUGAAACAAGAGGACCUGGACUACUGCGUUGCCAAGACGCUGGAGGUGUUUGAGUACGCGCAAGGCAUCGCGGCGACUCGAGGUUUGAUUUUGGUCGACACCAAGUAUGAGUUCGGACGCGACUCUGACGGGACCAUUCGGCUCAUUGACGAGAUCAACACGCCGGAUAGCUCGAGGUAUUGGCUCAAUGACUCCUACGCCGAGCGCCACGCCGCCGGGAAGGAGCCGGACAUGAUCGACAAGGAGUUUCUCCGCCUGUGGUUUGCGGAGCGAUGCGAUCCGUACAAGGACGAAGUUCUGCCCGAGGCGCCCGCCGACCUCGUCGCCGAACUUAGCUCACGAUACGUCAAACUUUACGAGAUGAUCACGGGGGAGACGUUUGAGGUGCCACCUACGAGCGUGGACGUAAACGAACGCAUGAGAAACUCGCUCAAGGGUGUUCUCUAA
Messenger RNA from Ostreococcus tauri, 1113 nucleotides. Its product is annotated as SAICAR synthetase. Lineage: Eukaryota; Viridiplantae; Chlorophyta; Mamiellophyceae; Mamiellales; Bathycoccaceae. Bases 1 to 1113 code for a protein of 370 amino acids. Gene Ontology annotation, biological process: 'de novo' IMP biosynthetic process. The transcript has a single exon. The record is from RefSeq and is a predicted model, not a curated record. Gene Ontology annotation, cellular component: cytoplasm. Gene Ontology annotation, molecular function: phosphoribosylaminoimidazolesuccinocarboxamide synthase activity.